Molecule: messenger RNA, 2094 nt
Organism: Musa acuminata subsp. malaccensis (wild Malaysian banana)
Lineage: Eukaryota; Viridiplantae; Streptophyta; Magnoliopsida; Zingiberales; Musaceae
Product: homeobox protein BEL1 homolog
Biological process (GO): regulation of transcription by RNA polymerase II
Molecular function (GO): RNA polymerase II cis-regulatory region sequence-specific DNA binding; DNA-binding transcription factor activity, RNA polymerase II-specific
Source: RefSeq, a predicted model, not a curated record
AGAGAGAGAUCAAGAGAGAGAGAGCUUGUCUGGUGUUGUAGCAUUCAGGAGGGAGAGAAAGAGUGAGAGAGAGUGAUCAUAAGUCAUUCAGAUCUUGAGGCCUAAGCAAUAGGUGAGUUGUUAUGAGAAGUAGAGCUAUCCAAAUGCCUUGCGAAGGUUGCUAAAAGAUCUACUUGUGACAUCGGUCGGAGAGUUUCUUCGUUAUGGCUCAUGAAUCCCAGUACAGCCAGUUCUUGCUGGGGAUCAACCCCUUGACGCAGAGCUUGGAGCACAACCAUGAUCUCUUAGGGAUGUUGGAGAUUUCAUCCAGGCAACAGACCUCUCACUUCACCGGCGACUUCGUCCACCGAGAUCUCCCCGAACCAUCAAGUAGGAGGUUUCUGGUGCCAGCUGCCGAGAUGGCAACAGCAGCGAGCGCAUGGCCGGUGGCCGACGGGAAGCUUUGCUUGCCGCUGUUCAACGUGAAGCCCUCCGAUGCGUUCGGAGUGCUUGAGUCCUUGCAACACAGCGUGUCCGGAGACAGUUUGCAGCUGAGAGCGGCAGAACAGCAGCAGCUGAUGCAAGAAAGGGAAGGCUUGGCUGCACCACCACCACCACCCUUUUACUCACACAACUCCAAGUACGUGAAACCAGCACAGGAGCUACUGGGUGAGCUGUGCAGCCUAGGAGGGGAAUGGAACUCACAGGAGAGAUCCGAGAAAGCAAGCCACAAGAAGAAACGUGAACCUUCCUCCUCCUCCUCUUCUUCUUCAUGGCAACAGUCCCUGUGCGCCAUGAAUCAUUUGGAGCUCCAUAACUUAAAGAUCAAGCUUCUCUCCAUGCUAGAAGAGGUGGGGAGAAGGUAUAGAAAGUAUGGCGAGCAGAUGGAAGGUGUGGUCUCGUCGUUCGAGUCGAUAGCUGGGGAAGGUUCAGCUACCGUCUACCUAACAUUGGCAUCGACGGCCAUGUCGAAACACUUCAAGCGCCUCAAGGAUGGGAUUGCUGGCCAGAUCAACGCCGUGAGGAGGGCGAUGGGAGAGAAGGACCCGAGUGCACCGGCGAUGACAAGAGGUGAAACACCGAGGCUGAAGCUGCUCGACCAGUGCAUGAGACAACAGAAGGCGCUUCAGCAGGGGAUGGCGCAGCAGCUACCAUGGCGACCCCAGAGAGGACUCCCCGAGCACUCUGUCUCGAUUCUUCGAGCUUGGCUCUUUGAGCACUUCCUCCACCCGUAUCCCAGUGAUGUUGAUAAGAUCAUAUUAGCACGACAAACUGGAUUGACUAGAAGCCAGGUCUCCAACUGGUUCAUAAACGCAAGAGUGAGGAUAUGGAAGCCAAUGGUGGAAGAUAUGUACGCGGAGGAAACGAUGGAAUUGGACGGCCACUCCAACAGUCCAACCACUGGCCAUCAACACAGCAACAAUCAAAACCCUAAACCUAACUCUACCCUUGAACGGAAGCCACUGCCGGUGCAGCUCCUUGACGACUCCGAAUCGCUUUCAUCCCUCAUCAACAGCAGCCAUCACGAUGACCAAAACCACUCUUUCAGCAGCAAGACAUUACUGCGACAAUCUCAGCAGCAGCACCAACACCACCAGCAGAUCACCGGAGCCGAGAACUUUAGCGUCGUCGACUUCGACUUCUCCUCUGGCAGCUACGCCAGUGAUAACUUGAGGAGCAGUGUGUCACUGACUUUGGGUCUUCAGCAGCAGAGCAAAGGAGGCAUGAGCUCAACGUUCUCUGCAGCCUCUCAACAGCCCCUUCUGUUUGCAAGACAGCACGCUGGCCAUGGCCAAUACGUCGGGUUCUCCAUGGUAGAUGGGGAGGAGGAUCAACCCCUUCCUUACAGGAACUUGAUGGGGAUCCAAAUGCUGCAUGACUAAGAAGAAAAGUUGCAUCAGUUCAGUUCCCUCCUUACAGCUUUGCAUCCCGUAUUGAUGGUGAAACCAUGGCUGAAGUUUCUGUAUAUCUUGUGUCCUAUGACAGGGUCUAAUAGUUCGAUGCAGUCGUUGGUUUGCACAUGUAGGCCAUUGAAGAGAACAUACAAGGAGACAUCGGAAAUUUGAGUGGGCAUUAUACUUCAUAUCCAUCAUGAUAUAAACGUAUUUAAUUUCU